AUAAAAGUGCACAUACUGUGUGAGUCAUAUAGGGCAAGUCCUGCUCUGUCUGCUCCUCUUCUGAGCGGAGCAGCGGAGAGUUUCGAAGGCGCAGCAGAAGCAACACUCCGGACAUUAUCCGCUGUCAAAAGUUCGACAGGAGUAGUAAAGAAGUCCGGGUCCAAAUGGAGCUGCUUCGUUUUUCCGCUUUUUGCUGGUGUAGAAACGUACUUUUUACGUGUUUUUUGCUCCAACAAGCGGAGUGCAUUCGGGCCAUGAUAAAGCUUCCAGUGCUGUGCAAGUUCUGUGAUGAGCAGCUAACAAGCUGCACUGGUACAGGGAGCUGCAAGGUGGAGUGUGACAUCACAGCCAUCUGUCCACAUAUGAACGAAGUCUGUGUCAGUAUCUGGAAGAAGACUGAUCACAAUGUUACAAUCGACACAGUCUGCCACAACCCUGCUCACAAAUUUCACGGCCUUCUCCUCGAAGAUUACAACAACAGCAAGUGUGAGAUGAAAGAAAGAAGGGGCAUGGGCGCCCAGUUCUUCAUUUGUUCCUGCUCAGAGGAAGAGUGCAAUGAGCAGGUCUUCUUCCCCUCUUACUCAAUGGACUCCCAGGUGGUGGCGGUUAUCCUUGUGAGCCUGGUUCCUCUCCUGGUUCUGGCUGUUGUGGUCAUCACUUCCUUCUACUGCUAUCGGGUCUACCGGCAGCGCCAAGCCAGUUCCAAGUGCAAGAAGGGACCCCCGCUGGAUUUUAGUGACUCUCACGCCAUCAUGAUAGAUGACAAGUGUUCAGAGAGCAGCUCCACACAUGCUAACAACGUGAACCACAACACGGAGCUGCUGCCAAUUGAACUGGAUGUACAAGUUGGAAAAGGGCGCUUUGCUGAGGUUUAUAAGGCAAAGCUGAAGCAAGGCUCAUUGGUCAGCGGAGAGGAGGGCUUUGAAACAGUUGCCGUCAAGAUUUUCCUGUAUGAGGAGUACGCCUCCUGGAAGAAUGAGAAAGAUGUCUUCUCAGAUGCAGAUUUGAGACAUGAAAAUGUGCUUCACUUCCUGACCGCAGAGGAACGGAAGCUGCAGAAGCAGUACUGGCUGAUCACUGCCUACCAACCAAGAGGGAACCUCCAAGAAUACCUGACGCACCAGGUUGUCAGCUGGCAUGACCUGUGGCUGCUAGGGGGUUCACUGGCCCGGGGUGUGGCACACCUUCACAGUGACCACACCCCCUGCAGUCGCUACAAGGUGCCGAUAGCGCACAGAGAUAUCAAGAGCUCCAACAUCCUAGUGAAAGGUGACCUAACCUGCUGCCUUUGCGACUUUGGCCUCGCAUUACGUCUGGACAACUCUCUGUCCGUGGAUGAGCUCGCCAACAGUGGGCAGGUGGGUACAGCCCGGUACAUGGCCCCAGAAGUCUUGGAGUCCAGAAUAAACUUGGAAAACAUUGAAUCUUUCAAGCAGGCUGAUGUUUAUUCCAUGGCUCUUGUAUUGUGGGAGAUCACCUCCAGGUGUAGUGCACUCGGAGAGGUCAAAGAGUACGAGCCACCAUUCGGAAACCUGAGGGAGCACCCGUGUGUGGAGAGUAUGAAGGACAGCGUUCUCAGAGACAGAGGCAGACCCGAAAUCCCCAACAGUUGGAUCAACCACAUGGGAAUCCAGUUGGUGUGCGGCACCAUAGUGGAGUGCUGGGACCACGACCCGGAGGCCCGUCUGACAGCACAGUGUGUCGCAGAGCGCUUCAGUGACAUGGAACACAAGUUGUCGGGCCGCUGUGAUUCUGAGGAGAAGAUUCCUGAUGAAAUCUCCAUGGUGGAUGAGAAAUAAUUUUUUAUUUUUUAAACCCUCCACAACACUGUGUGGACUCCCACAGUGACCAUUUACUGUAGCGUGCGCUGCAGUAAAUGCAUCCAUCCAACUCCUGAAAAAAGAGAACUCCAGAUGUGCACACCUGUUUUUCAGAAGGAUGAAAGUAGAGCGCAACAGAAGCACUCCCCCAUCAGGAAGGCGGAGGCAUUACAAGAAUGAAUGGAUAGGUUGUUUUCUGCAGCUGGAUCAUAUGAAAGGGAACUGAACAUGCACGUGCAGAGCCAUGAGAAGAAAUACCAAAUAUAUAAAGACCAGAGAGUGACUUGAUGCACUUUAUCUUACAUGCACCAAGUCAUAAAGAAACAGGGAAAA
Molecule: messenger RNA, 2153 nt
Organism: Thalassophryne amazonica
Lineage: Eukaryota; Metazoa; Chordata; Actinopteri; Batrachoidiformes; Batrachoididae
Product: TGF-beta receptor type-2-like
Exons: 7
Coding region: 165-1799 (544 amino acids)
Biological process (GO): heart development; cellular response to growth factor stimulus; protein phosphorylation
Cellular component (GO): plasma membrane; signaling receptor complex
Molecular function (GO): activin receptor activity; activin binding; ATP binding
Source: RefSeq, a predicted model, not a curated record